AUGGCCGAACCACGUCUCCGCUUAGAUCUAGACACUCCCACCUCCCACCUUAUCCUCGUCCACCCGGAUAGCGGAUCAUACUCUCAGCCUCUAUCGGGCUCGCUUUGGAUCUCAACCGAGUCUCUCACGAGGGACACCCUGAACCCUUCCGAAAUCACCGUCAGUCUUCUACGAAUCGUGGCGAUUGCAGCCAACAGGCUAGCGCGCAGAAAGACAGGAGGUCACCAGCGAUAUUCUCUCCCAUUCAAACGUCGGACGAACUCACCCAGAACAGCUCGGACGACGACUCGGACAUAUUGCGAGACCGUGCUCGAGUGUAACCUCUGGUCCUCGCCGAAUGCCUUCGCCACGUCUCGAAGCGCAAUCACAGACACGAGUCUCAAGUUGCCCUUUUGUGUACCAGUGCCGGAUAACCUUCCUGCCACGACGACCACCGACCUGGGGACCAUCAGCUACGCGAUCCGAGCCACGGUAACUCUGGCCUCGGGGGAAUCACAAAUCUCAUGCAGACCGCUAGGGAUUUCCUACCGCCUCAUACCCAGCUCAUAUCUCCCAGCCAAACACAUUCGGAGGUUUCCCCAAUCGCCUCUCAUCUUCGACGUCAGCAUCACACAACGACAGCCCCAUCACAGCACGACCAGAGCUCAAUUCUCUGUGGCACUGCUGGUCCGGAAUCUAUAUACUCUCGGGGACCGAGAGGGGGAAGCGAAGUAUGUGACAGUCAACGCAGUCAAGUGGGAAGUGGAGGAAGAAGCGGUUCUGACAGAGAUCACCAGCGGGGACCGGCAUACAAGCCUCAGUCCUGGUCAGAGGUCGACGCGGGCCUUGAGUCGCGGAGAGGACAGGAUCCCGUGGUCAACCAGCAACUACCGACGGUCCAACCUACCGAGUCGGACGGAUGAUCCGGCUCAUAUCCAAUUCGAGAUUACGAUACCACAAAGUGCCAAUGCUGCGGAUGACCCAGACCUAGAGUCACUGGCCCGAAGUCGUGGGCGGCUUCAUCCGAGUGCGGUGGCCAAGACCCCAGCCAUCACCGUCGACCACCACCUCAAGGUUGAAGUCAUCACGGGGGAGGAUACUGUGAAUAACCGAACGAAUCGUUUGUUGGACCGAAGGACUUCGGUCAAGUCCUACGGGGCGAUCUUGCCGCUACGCAUCCAACAGCUAGCUAGCAGCAGUGACAAUCUGUACGCCGACGUCUUCGGCGAGGAGCUCCCAGCAUUUGAAGUGGCUCAAUCGCUAUCGCCGCCAGGCUAUGAGGCAGGGCUAGCGGCGGCCACGUAACGCUCCGGUGGCUAGACAAGGACGAACUCUUAACAGGCAUUGACCGAUCUUAUAACCAUAUACUCUAAUACACUUCACUGGACCCACUCCUCCGCUGCCAACUGUACCGUACUGUACACGUGUGGAUAAUGCCUGCUGACAUAAGCUAUGCCACUAGUGAACUAGUUGUGCCCUGGUCUUAGAGUUCUCCGGACUAUGAGGUGAUGGAUGGGUGCGUGAUGCAACAAUCCACCCAAAUAGGCAUUUAGUCCGGGCGAAUGACUCCACCAAGCUUGCUGCCUGCAGAAUCACCAAUGUGACCGUCGGAGAUGCUUGCAGAAAACGGUCUACCGUCCCUGGGGGGCAAUUUAUGCGGCAGGACCGGCACGGAGGAGGAAGCACGGCGAGGCCAACGCUUUCCCCACGUGCUUG
Molecule: messenger RNA, 1695 nt
Organism: Aspergillus uvarum CBS 121591
Lineage: Eukaryota; Fungi; Ascomycota; Eurotiomycetes; Eurotiales; Aspergillaceae
Exons: 1
Coding region: 1-1284 (427 amino acids)
Source: RefSeq, a predicted model, not a curated record